Nothobranchius furzeri (turquoise killifish) is the source of this 3965-nucleotide messenger RNA. Lineage: Eukaryota; Metazoa; Chordata; Actinopteri; Cyprinodontiformes; Nothobranchiidae. The record is from RefSeq and is a predicted model, not a curated record.
AUGGAGAACAUCGAGGAGCUCUCUCCGCUGCGGAUCUCCCCGACAGUCCGAGCCCUGAGCUCCGCGCUCAGAGGGAAGCGUGAAAAUGUCCACGAUUCCAGAGAAGGGAACGGCGACAGGGUUUUCCCUGACCCGGAGAAGCUUUGGUUCAAAGAGAGCAGUGCCAAAAACCUUCGAAACAGGGACUUCUUGUCGCCGAUCACGAUGCUAAACACGCUGUUCGCGGACGGACAGGUUGGUUCAAGACACACCUGUCAGGUCCCUCCAGCAGUGAUGUCCAGAGUGCUGUCCCUUCGUGGCACUGGGGUACUCCCAGUAGCCGGUGGGGAGGUGAUGGGUGAAGGCUUAAGGCUGCGGGUGGAUCGAGUCGCAGCAUUCAGGACCGUCCUGGCAGCUGGAGCCUCAGACUACCUGAAGCCCUCAAGUCAGAGGGAAGGCUGUGUGGUCAUCAACUGUCCCGCCCUGCACCCAAAACCCGACACUCCCACGCCCGACACACUGAGUCUGGGCCAGCUAAGAACUGUCCUGAUAGCUGACCACAUGGGGGCGGUGAUGAGCAGACAGGGAUUUGAAGUUGUCUUUUGCCCCGUUCUUCCCGAAGACAGCGGUAUGGUCAGCUUCCUCCGAGCUCUUGGAAUCGAUUGGCCGACAGCUCCGGCCAACUGGACCACUGAGGAGCAGGAGGAGAAGAUCCACAAGGCGCUGGAGAACUCGCCGUACAGAGAAAGGGUAACGGAGAGAGGCAGGAGGACCAGCGGAGGAGGGAGGAAAGUGGAAGAGGAGGAGAAUGAGGGAGCGUUAAGGAUUAACUUGAAAAGAGUUUUCCAAGAGGAGGGGCUGCUGGGAUACGACCCCACCCUUGGUACCAGCACAGUCCACAGGGACAGCGUUUCCCACCUCGCACAGCUGGAUCUGUCUACAGCUGACUGCACAGUAGCCAUGGCAACAACUUUACACGUGACCUCCUGUCAGGAUGAGUUUCGCCAGCAGCAGAUAGCAAUGUUGUGGAGAGCCAGCGGAGCGACACACACUCAGAGACAUCUUGUUUGUGGUCCUGUGAAGACGCCUGGAUGUCUCCUCACAGCUGCGCAGUACCUGCAGCUGAGGAAAGGCCAGAUGAAGGAGGCUUCAGAGAUGAAAUAUGGAGAUAAAGUAGAAGGUCAGACGUGGGAUGACAUCAUCAAGGUGAUGACCUCUGCCACUGUCAGAUUUGAGCUCCUAUCAACGGUUCACACAAGUCCGGUGACGCUGGAUGUCCAGAGGGAAGGGGGCGUGUCAACCAAAGGGCCGAGGGGAGGCGUGUUUGUGAUGUAUAACUGCGCUAGACUGCACACUCUGUUUGACAGCUAUGAGCGAGGAGUGGAGAAGGGUCUUUACCCAGAAAUCCCUGAAGGUUCCCAGCUGGACUUCUCUGCUCUUAAAGAAGAGGGUGAAUGGCUUCUCCUGUUCAACUACCUCAUUCCCUUCUCCGAGCUGUUGGACCAAUCAGGACAGGCACUGGAUUGUGAAGGGGGCGGAGCCAGAGUGAACAUUAGGACUGAGCAGAUCUGUAAGUUUCUUGUGUCUCUUAGUAAAGACUUCAGCUCGUACUACAACAGAGUCCACGUGCUCGGGGAGCCGCUGCCUCACCUCUUUAACCAGAUGUUUUGUCGUCUCCACCUCCUGCGAGCACUGAGGGAACUCUACCACAGCGCUCUGGAGACCCUGAACCUCCCCCCCAUCAGGCAGCUAUAGCCUCGGCACGGUCCUCCCACCCUUCGGUCAGCUUCAGCCACACACCUUUUCUGGCUUUUGUUGCAGCUAAUUAGAAGAUUUCACCUGCCUGUCUGAGCUGGUGGACAAGCUGUGAUCAGUGGGAAAACAAUCAUUUUAAACGUUAACCUGUUUAAAUGUUGUUAAAGAAUGAUUUGGCACUUUGAGUCCAGAUGAUGCUACAAUGGGAAAUUAUUCUGCUUCUAAAAUAUAUCCUGUUUGGUAGAGUGGCUGAAUAGAAGUUGAGUGUGACCUUUUCUGAGCUGGAGUUGGUUUUCCUGCUCUGAAAAACGAGGAAGCAAGAACGGUCUCUGCGAGGGAAGACAGUUCCUUCCACUAAACAUUCCUGGAAUCAGAACUCCCCAAAAGACCAGGUUGCAACAACUGACCUACUAAGGUUUAGCUUUCUUUUCUCUUGAUGUCAGACUUUAUGAACACAACAACAAAACUGACCUUCAGGUCGUCUAAGCACCAAUCCACUAUACUGAACACGGUAUUUAUAUAUUGUAUUUAUAAUUAGUUACCCGGUACCACUUUACGACUCCCCUCAUAAAUGGCUUUAAUGAUUAUUUCUGAUUACAACUCUCAGUUUUUCAUGCCGGCUGAACAUGAAACUGGUCUCCUACACCUGUCUCCUGCACUAGCUUCUGAUAGAAAAGAGACGAUGAAACUUUAGGAACAGAAAAUCCUGACAGAUCUACGUCACACUGUCCCUUAUCAUUCGUGGACUCUCCCAUCUUUGCUCAACAGGGAAGGCUGUUGUUGGUUUAGCAUCCAGGAAACGGCAGAGAACGCCUCAGCUAGCAGAAGCUAACCGUUAGCAUAAGCAACUCCACAACACGACAACAUCAGCGUUGCAAGUCAGUGAUCCAAUCCGGGGCGAGAUGUCCAAAUAUCAGGAAAUAAAAGUCUAAAUCCUGCUGUCUGAAGCUCAGCUGUGAUGUGGCUCACUUCUAGUUCCUGGAAAUGGUGCACCAGUAUAUCCCCCCCCCUCCCCACCUCCCCCCAAGAACAACGUACAGGGCAGUCAUUCCUACUAGAGACCAAUGCAAAAGUAAUGAUUAAACAAGUGAACCGCAUAUUUAAAUAAAUGAUAAACUCUUAGUAAUGGUUUAUGCAGUGUUAAAUAUUAAUUAAUAACUAUUUAUUAUCCAUUCAUAUGAGAAGCCUUGAAAGUGGUGACUGACUAAUCUGUAGCAAACCGCCUAAUUUAUCACUGUUUUGGGACCAAUGCAAGUUUGAUUGGGUUCAUGUUUAUAAAAAGCAUUCAGGUAUUUUUUUUAGCAGGAAUCUGAUUACUUGGUGCAUUUUUAGGAAGCAUUCACUUCCGACUCAUUAGGUAAAAAAUAUGUAAAAUGUUCAGCUGCAUCAACGUGAAAUCAAACUACUGGUCUACGACUAAAAUCAAAACCAUCUCCUGUUUAGAGUCUUUUUCUUCUAAAGUAUAUUUGUGAGCUUUAAUAUCAUUUUUGUUGUAUCUAUAAAUGCCACAGAUCAACUUUAUUUAUUGCCAACAUGAAAAAACACAGAUAACCCUUCAUUAUUUACUAUGUGUCUGAGUCUAAACAGCUGUGUUCAUGAGGGUUUACCCUAUCAUCCAUACCUUUCCUGCUUGACAAAUCACACGUAUUUGUAAAGUAGCUGCCAAUGAAGUUAUUGACUCAAAUAGCAGUAUGUAAGACACUCUGCCAAGAAAUGCAUGAAAUAGAAAAUAUUUUUUUUGCUAAAUAUUUUAUUUAAACAUUUACAAAGGGGCAAAAUUGCCUAUAGAGUGUUUAAAAUGUCCUUUAAAGUGUGCCAUAGCUUGUUUUAUGUCCAAGUGGCUUGUUUAAAUGUAUAUUUGGAGAUAAAAUAUAAAGUAUCCACAGCAUGAAACUGUCUGAUCCCUGUAAUUUUAUGAUUAUUUUUAAACAAUUGUUUCAUUUUUGUUCAUUAUAAAAGGGUAAACAACGUUUGGUUGUUGAGAGUAUAAUUACAGCAGUAUUAAAGCGGAGGGUAUGCACACAGAGACUUACUGUUUACACUACAUGUGUGGUAUAUCAGAUGGACGAUGUCGGCAACAUCUGCUCGCCUCUUGUUCCCCUUUAAUCUAUAACCCAUCCUUUAUUUCUUCCUGCAUCCUCGCAGACAUUUCUUGCACAACUCCAUCAUUCCAAUCCAUUUACUAUUGUAUGUAAGUUCCAAAUGAAAAAAAUAAAGGUUCAAAACUAGAA